Messenger RNA from Carassius auratus (goldfish), 826 nucleotides. Its product is annotated as kinesin-associated protein 3-like. Gene Ontology annotation, molecular function: kinesin binding. Gene Ontology annotation, biological process: cilium organization; microtubule-based movement. NCBI's taxonomy places the organism in Eukaryota, Metazoa, Chordata, Actinopteri, Cypriniformes, Cyprinidae. The transcript has 5 exons. Gene Ontology annotation, cellular component: ciliary transition zone; kinesin II complex; axoneme. Bases 152 to 691 code for a protein of 179 amino acids. The record is from RefSeq and is a predicted model, not a curated record.
UUCACAGAAUUUCAGUACACACCCAUAGCAACACAAACAGCAGCACCCUGCCAGAGCAGAAACGAUGAAGCAGUCCAGACAUUAGACACACGUCAAAACAGCAGACAGAAAUCAGCCGCACAGGUUUAUUUGCUUUAAUUAAUGAGCAACAAUGCAAUCGGACGACGCCAGAUAUUUAAAACGGAAAUAUAAGGGUGGCAGUUUAGAUGUCCACCCCACAGAAAAAGCCCUUGUUGUCCAGUAUGAAGUGGAAGCUACAAUCCUAGGAGAGACGGGAGACCCGAUGCUGGGAGAACGCAAGGAGUGCCAGAAGAUAAUCCGUCUGAAAAGCCUGAAUUCCAACACGGAUAUUGCAUCUUUAGCACGGAAGGUAGUGGAGGAGUGUAGACUCAUUUCCCCUUCCAGACUUCCUGAGGUGGAGCAGUUAUUGUUUUAUCUGCAGAACCGCAAGAAAUCUGCUGAAAAGAAAGAGAAGAAACAGAUCAAGCCAAGAGACCUGACUCCUUUUGAAGGCAUAGAGCUUGAUGAGGAGGCCAACAUUAAUAGCAUAGAGGACUAUGUUGAGCUUCUGUAUGAGGACAUCCCUGAGAAGAUCAGAGGAGCUACACUCAUCCUCCAUUUGGCCCGUAACCCUGACAACCUGGAGGAGUUGCUGCAGAAUGGUGUGUUGCACACUGGAGAUAAUGGUUAAAAUGUCUUUUUUAAACAGUUUAGGAUUUUAUCUAUAAACCUCCCUCAUAAAGCCUUACUUUAAAUACAUUUACAUUACCAUAUAACAAAGCUUUGGUUUGCUCCUCAUGUAUGAUUAAAAGGAUAGUGCCCCUAA